ACUCAAUUCAAUCUUGUACACAAACAAGUUUCAACUCUCAAAAUUCAAAAAUGGAAUCAAGUUCUCUUUGUUCUUCAGUACUCCUUCCUUCUCCUUCACCAUUCUCCUCCCACAAUUCACAGUCUCAAAACAGAAAAUUUGGGCAAGUAAAACUAAGGCCUACUGGCGUUCAAGUUUCUGCAAAAGCUGGAAGAGAUUCCUGUGACUCAAACUACAGGAGACAAGGGCAGCUGGUAGAUGAAAGCAUGAUUGUGUUGAGGAAACGCAUACAUGAAAUGAAAAUGAUAGAGAGAAACUACGAGCCUCCGGCGGAGUGGAUGGCGUGGGAGAAGCAGUACUAUACGUGUUACGAUGAGUUAAUAUGUCAAGGCGUGGGGUUUUUGCAGUCUUAUUUGAUGAAUUGCAGGCCGAGUUUGGCUCUUGGGUUGGUUGCGGUGGUAGCUAUGAGUAUCCCGGCUUCGAGUUUUCUGGUUGCAUGUCGAUUGCUAGAGUUGGCUAAUGGAGUUUUGUCUGCAGCCGGCCAUGUUGGUUGAAUUUGUAUUUGCAGAAUAGUUUAUGCUUGUAAAUACAAGAAACUACUAUGAUAUAGGGCAUUGAUUCUUGUAAUUGUAUAUGUUUGUCAUGAAAGAAAUGGCAAGAUUCUCUGAUUCUUUGUCUUUUUG
This is a messenger RNA of Pistacia vera, 662 nucleotides long. RefSeq lists its product as uncharacterized. The transcript has a single exon. NCBI's taxonomy places the organism in Eukaryota, Viridiplantae, Streptophyta, Magnoliopsida, Sapindales, Anacardiaceae. The record is from RefSeq and is a predicted model, not a curated record. Bases 51 to 533 code for a protein of 160 amino acids.